GCAUCUCGUACCACGAUGUUAAGACUUGUCGUUAUAAGUUGUCUAGUGGCUUUUGCUUUAGCGGCACCGGGUAGAACACCCGCCGUCCAAUGGUCAUCGGACUGUGGAUAUAGCAUCUACAACGAUACAGAUCACACUCUCCAAAUAGUUGGAGGCGUGCCUGCUCGACCAGGAGAGUUCCCUUGGCAGGCUGAGUUCCUAAACACAAAGAAAGGAACCUUGUGUGGAGGAUUCCUCAUCAAUUCAGAAUGGGUCUUGACAGCUGCACAUUGCAUCAAUAAUGCCAACGGAGACAGAGCCACGGACUAUUUGGUUUCUCUAGGAUUGCACGACAGAACAGAUGCCACAGGGGCUCUGGAGAUAGUGCCGCUAGGUGGCGUCAUGCACGAGCUUUAUGACGAUUUCAACAUCUUGAAUGACAUCAUGUUAGUUCAACUACCAGCAGGCGCUAUACCUAGUUUCUCUGAUACAAUCAGACCAGUUUGUAAGCCCUCAGCCUCUAACACAUACGCAGGCCAGGUGGGGACUGUUAGUGGUUGGGGUACUACAUCAGCAGGUGGGUCUAUCUCAAACAUUCUGCUGUACGCCAACCUUGACAUCAUAACGAACGCCGCCUGUGACAGCGCCUACCCUAACGAGGACAUAUUUGAUUAUAAUAUGUGUGCAGCCAGGGAUGGUAAAGACUCGUGCCAGGGAGACAGCGGGGGACCCCUUAGCGUUUGGAACCCUAACACACAACUUUACGAGGGUGCAGGUAUAGUGUCAUGGGGAUAUGGUUGUGCCGACCCCCUAUACCCUGGUGUUUAUACACGUGUAUCUUACUAUGAGGCUUGGAUAGACAACAUUAUUACAACCUACGCUGGUCAGCAGCUCAACAGUUACAUCAGAGGUUAAAUAUAUAUGAGACACAAUUAAAUAUGGAUAGCAAAAUAUAACAGUCUACAU
Owenia fusiformis is the source of this 945-nucleotide messenger RNA. The record is from the annotation of a GenBank genome assembly. NCBI's taxonomy places the organism in Eukaryota, Metazoa, Annelida, Polychaeta, Sabellida, Oweniidae.